Molecule: messenger RNA, 652 nt
Organism: Phaethon lepturus (White-tailed tropicbird)
Lineage: Eukaryota; Metazoa; Chordata; Aves; Phaethontiformes; Phaethontidae
Product: P2X purinoceptor 1-like
Exons: 6
Biological process (GO): response to ATP; monoatomic cation transmembrane transport
Cellular component (GO): plasma membrane; nuclear inner membrane
Molecular function (GO): purinergic nucleotide receptor activity; extracellularly ATP-gated monoatomic cation channel activity; ATP binding
Source: RefSeq, a predicted model, not a curated record
GUUGGACCAGGGCCCUCCAGAGGUCCUUUCCCACCCAAAUGAUUGGGUUAUUCUGACUCUUUCUCGCUCUCUUUUCAUUCACAGGCGCAACUUGGUUGAGGGCGUUACCAAACAGUACCUGAGGAAGUGCACCUAUCACAAAGUCACCGAUUCCUUAUGCCCCGUGUUUGACCUGGGAUACAUAGUGAAGGAAUCGGGUCAAAAUUUUACCUUCCUGGCUGUUAAGGGUGGAGUGGUGGGCAUCACCAUAGACUGGAACUGUGACCUCGACUGGCCCAUCCGGUACUGCAGACCCAUUUACCAGUUCCACGGCCUUUACAAUGAUGACAGUAACGUUUCGCCGGGGUUCAACUUCAGAUAUGCCAAAUACUACAAAGAGGACGGGAUGGAAAAGAGGACUCUCUACAAGGUGUUUGGGAUCCGUUUUGACAUUUUGGUGAAUGGCAAGGCAGGCAAAUUUGACAUCAUCCCGACCAUGACCACAAUUGGCUCUGGAAUUGGUAUUUUUGGCGUGGCUUCUGUCCUCUGCGACCUGCUCCUGCUGCAUUUUCUCCAAGGACGGGACUAUUACAAGCAGAAGAAAUUCAAAUACGCCGAACAGGAGCCUUCGAAGUCACAUAAGAAGGAGAAGGAGCUGGACAACACGCAGUGA